Colletotrichum higginsianum IMI 349063 is the source of this 447-nucleotide messenger RNA. RefSeq names its product Glutathione-dependent formaldehyde-activating enzyme. Lineage: Eukaryota; Fungi; Ascomycota; Sordariomycetes; Glomerellales; Glomerellaceae. The transcript is spliced from 2 exons. Gene Ontology annotation, molecular function: carbon-sulfur lyase activity. The coding region runs from base 1 to 447 and encodes 148 amino acids. The record is from RefSeq and is a predicted model, not a curated record.
AUGGACGCACCCGGCGAAGACCUCAAGUUGUACACAGGAGGCUGCGAGUGCGGUGCCGUUCAAGUUGCACUCAAAAGCAAACCACUCAAUGACAUUGAGAUCAAGGAAGACAAUUGUAGCAUCUGCGUCCGGAAUGGUUUCAUCGGCGUUUACCCUCAUCAGUCUCUAGUCACGCUGGUUGGCAAAGACCAGACACAGGACUACAAAUUUGGCCGUGGUUUCAACGGCUCGCCAUUUUGUCGGAUUUGCGGCGUCCACUGCUUUGGAAACCUCUACGGUCCGCCAGAGGAGGUCCUUGCCAGACUUCCCGAGGCCAAGCAAGACUUUGUGCGUAAGCAACUCGAGGUUCAGCCGCUGAAUAUCCGGGUUCUCGAUGGUGUUGAAUGGGACAGAGUCGAUAUAAAAUGGAAAAACGAAGGCACUGAAGGCUACGUUCUGGAAGACUAA